CCAUGCACCAACUCCAUCUCAUCAACUCUUCUUUCAACUUAUACCAAUUUCUCAUUCAAAUCCCACCUCAAACUAUAUAUACGCACAAACCUACACAAACAAAACACCCUAUACAUGCAAAUCAAGCAAGAUCCUUCCAAUUCUAUCUAUCUCUUUCUCUUGACAUGGAAAACCACAGAACUCUCUGUAUCACAGCCAAAACUUCAAACCUUUUCUGGGUUUUCAUCCUCACCAUUGCCUUAACCACAUCAGCUCGAAUCCUUGAGGAAGAACCUUCAGAGCUACCGGUUCCCUCAGAAGCAUCAAAUCCAGUAACUACACCAGUAACUAAUCCUGGUGUGGCUGCGACUGAUCCUCACCAUACCCUAACCUUCUUCAUGCAUGAUAUCCUUGGAGGAUCAAACCCCUCAGCUAGAGCUGUAACCGGCAUUGUGAACAACCCGGCAGUUGCCGGUCAACUCCCUUUUGUCAAGCCCAAUGGUGCAAACCUUCCCAUCAAUAAUGGAGUACAACAAAAUGCCAAUAACAAUGGCCUUAUAAACAACAACAACAUUCCUUUCCUUACAGGCCUUGGUGGCACCACACAAGCCGUGUUACAAAACAGUGGCAACAACUUCAACAAUGUAUUCAACUUUCCGGCUGCCACCGGAGGCCAAUUACCAUCAGGCUCCGCUCUCCAACAGCUCAUGUAUGGCACCAUAACCGUGAUCAACGAUGAAUUAACCGAAGGGCAUGAGUUAGGGUCUGGUUUUUUGGGCAAGGCACAAGGUUUUUAUGUGGUUAGUUCUGUUGAUGGUACAAGCCAAACCAUGGCUUUUACAACGAUGUUUCAAUCUGGUCAUUAUGUUGAUAGCCUUAGCUUCUUCGGCGUUCAUCGUACCGGUGUGUCUGAGUCUCAGCUAGCUAUCAUGGGAGGAACUGGAAAAUAUGUGAAUGCAAAAGGGUUUGCCAUAGUCAAGACUAUUCCAGCUUCAUCAACAACUCAGCAUGACACUGACGGUGUGGAGACUGUCUUGGAGUUCUCUGUUUAUGUUAGCUAUUAAAUGUGUUUUGUGAAUUUCUGUGUUCAAUGUCAUGAUUGCUGCUUUAAGGGAAUGAAAUUUGUGAUA
Molecule: messenger RNA, 1109 nt
Organism: Tripterygium wilfordii
Lineage: Eukaryota; Viridiplantae; Streptophyta; Magnoliopsida; Celastrales; Celastraceae
Product: dirigent protein 10-like
Exons: 1
Coding region: 3-1043 (346 amino acids)
Source: RefSeq, a predicted model, not a curated record